AAGAAAAUAAAAUUAUAUAAGGUCAAAGAAAUAUUUUAUAUAAAAUAAAAAGAUAGCUUAUUGUUAAACAAUUAUAAAGGAUAAAAUCGCAAUUAUUGGCGAUAUCUAAACUGAAAGAUUGAAGGGCUACGAACUGCUCUAGUGAAUAUCAAUUGGCAAGUAGAAGGAAACUCCGGUAUCUAUUCGUAAUACUCAAGAUUGCCAGUUCGAGAGAUGAAACCACAAUGUAGCGGCAGGUCGACUGUAAGUCGACGUUAGCAUCUCUUGGUUGGGUGACUAGUGCCUACUACGAACGCGUGGUGGGAGCUGAUUGAGUGGGGAUAGCGAGUCGGUCGCGGGGAGUUAUGAAUGAGUCGCGAAGUCCUGAACCACCGUAGAUCCCGGCGGUGAGGGGCAAGGAGCCGCGCUGGAGAAACAGCAAGCAGGAGGAGGGAAAAGAGAUAAUGGACGCGAAGGAGGUGGCGGUGGCGGUGACUGAUGAUGAAGAGAAGGAGGAAGAAUAGAAGAUGGGAAAAAGUAUCCAAGCGCGGGUGAUCGAGGAAGGGCGUGAAUGGUGGGGGGAUUGGCCGAAAGCGGGGUGCGGGCCACGUGCUUCGGCGGCUUUACAAUCGUAUAUAGGCACCGGUCGGCUGAGUGUGGCCAGUACCAUACACUAACAGUACAUUGGCGCACAAGGUGAUAGAAAGAGUGAAAGAGAGCUGCGUUCGUGAACAAAAAGAAAAAGAAAAAAAGAAAAAGGCGGAAACAAGGAAAACAAAAGAGAAUAGGAAAGCGCAACGCGGGACGGCCAAGGAAGAAGUCCUCCACUUCCAUCCACAAGCUUACUCCUACUAUAUAUACACCAAUGACGAAUGAAUAACUUGCCUCUAUUCGUUCGCACACCUACUUGCCUGUUAUCCUGUCGAUUUAUUCGUCUGAUGGAUUGCGCUUUACCCUCUCUCGGAUAACGAUGAGAAAACUUAGCGAUCUUUUGUCCUUUUUGGGGAACAAGACUAUUAUUCCGAUCAGCCAAUAGCGCUGCAAGGGCGUGAUAACAAAACGGAACGUAAAAGGAACCGAGAGCGAAAAAGUAGCGGUAUAGGAGGAUAAUCAAAAGCGAGAAAGAAAAAAAGAGGAGAACCCACGCGGACCACCCUUAACGAUGUACCCUUCUGAUUCUUCCUCUUCUUCUUGAGUACCCCCGCCACCUUGUCAAGCACCCACCCCCUCCUCUUUCUCUCUCUCGGGAUCCCACAACCCCCCUUCCCCCCUGUCGUAUAAGAAUGAGUGCAUCGCGUGUCUGGGACCAGUGCCAAACGGAUUGUGAUUCUGUGCGCACAGUUUUUCAAGUGUGACAACCCUUCGGCAAAGUGACCGGAAUCGGUGACGACAGGACAUUAGAUCACAAACACAUCCAUGCAUACACACGCACCAUUCGUGGCAUCUGUACAUAUACAUACAUAUAUAUAACGCACGUGUAUAUCUAUUACUCAUAUACAUAUAUCGUUGACGUGAGAGAGGCGGACGUCUAGAGUGAUAGUGUUAUACGAUAAUAUCGCGAUAAUUGUGGAAAACGUGAUCAUCAAUUGGUCGACAAUAAUGGAAAACAUACUCAGCCGGGAUCAGAGGACCACGUCCCAUCGGGUCCUUGACCGUGCCGCACAGAGCUACGCACUGAACUUAACAUCGACAUUGCCGCUUAAAUGCCAGGACGACGUCGUUGCGAGUAAUCGUUCCAUCGAAGCAACAAUUACAACAACGAUUAAUUGUGCUGAAAAAUGCUUGCCAUGCGAUUUGUAUCAUACGACGGCGUCUUACGACAAUCAAAUACAUCUAAUUCAUACCGCAUCCACAUCGAUUCACCGAUUCGUACCCACGUGGCUAUGGUUUUUCUGCUGGUUAAGUAUAUUUGCGGUUGUACUAGCAUCACCGACGCACCAUAAUACAACAAUGAACGACUCCUGUGACGAUAAGAAGAACGUAACAACAAUAGAUGAAUAUAUUCAAGAAAAAAUGGACACUGAACACAUGAAAUGGUGGGACCCUUGUGGCACUUAUACUGAUUUCGCUCCCAGCCCUGAUAUCCAGAACACCGAUAGCCAGACAGAGGUUGUAAGCGACGCACAUAUCAUAAGAAGUGUGAUCAUCCUAACGCACAAUGCAUUGACCCAUGCAACCAUGUUUCGGGAGCGUUAUAUCGAGGAGACUUUCAGGAUAAAGUACGAUUCCACUAAUUUACCGUCUGCAAACUGGAAUUACCAUUGGCUGCCUAAUAUACCUAAGAAAUUGGGAGAAACAUUAAGCGACGAGUAUCUCAACAGUAUAGACAUUGAUACGGCUCUCGUUGAUGCGUUUGAAUAUAUACAAAAAUAUGCAAUGGCUCUGGAACAGACGGUUUGGGACCAGGAACACUAUAAACUCGGCUUUUAUGAUCAAUUCAGGAAAAGCGAAUUCGAUUGCCGAAGUAUUCUUUGUGAGAUACAUGUUGCUAUAUUGGAGCGCGGAUUAACGCAACGAGAAAAUAUCGUGCGAUCAGCCAUGCCUCAAGAGUUUCGAGGAGAAUGUGUGAGAAAAAACGCGACGCAACGUAACGUACGGGACUGGAUAUGCUAUCGUGAAUAUAUGAACGGUCUCGAAUAUAUAUAUCAAGUGUUCCAUCACCUACAGUCGCGAUCUAAGCAAAUGUAACGCAACUCUGAAGAUGACGAGACGAAAGUUGGAAGAGGGUUACCAGACGACGAUUCCCCAUCUCCUAUCUUGGAAAAUCGACGCAACGCUGACUGGGUAUUCUACUAUUCUAAGAUAGAGAGAAGGAGGAUGGCAGAAUUAAUUGACAUUGUCGAAUCGUGGAAUAUCCCAUACGAUUGACAUAUUCAAUAUGUUCACCAUCUAUUUUCUCUCUAAUGAUAUGGCACAAUAUGCGUCAAGUAGAAUAGCAUAAAUUAGAAAGGGAAAUAAAAAUCAAAAAAUCGCGUCAUUACUGGUCAAUUGGUUUUCACCAUCACAUGCAUAUGUACACAAAAUUACACAUGUAUCGUUUUGCGCGAAAAUGCACUACAACGCAUUCGUGUAUUUGAUUUCACGCGCGAAAAAGAAAAUAGAUAUGAUAAGUCCAAUAAUUCGAUCGUCCAACGUUCAACACAAAUGUAUCUUGAGACAACUACAUAUCACGAUUAUCUAAUAUUCUAACGUGAUAUCUCUAUUAUUCUCGAUACAUUCUUCGUAUGAUAUUUUAAUAAUGUUGAAUACGAUCACGGUUUAACUUUAGUUUUUAAAUACUUAAAGAUUUGAGACUCUUUAUGAUACUUCUCUAUACGAACAAUAUUGCAAAAAUUAUCUGUUAUUACACACACGAUAUACACAAGAUUAAAGCACUCGAGAAAAUCAAGAACUAUCACGAAAAACAUUAUAAAACAAUCUCAAGUCGAUUUAUCUAGUAUAAUUAUCUGUGUAAUAUUUUGUUUAGAGAACCCAUGUCAGUUUGAAGAUGUGGAUACACUAUCUAUGCUCAAUGCUUAAAGCAACAAGUGAAAUGAGCAGAGGAAAUUAGUUUAGUAGGAAGAAAUUCAUUUAUGUUGUAGGCGCUGUAGGUUAUAAUCAAACACAGUAUUUUCGAUCUCUCGUGAUCAACGAACAGAGAAAAUUGCGUGUAUAAAUUACACUGUGCACGCGACAAUAAUUUUACAUUAUUAGAAAGAUUUCUUUUGCAGCAAUUCGUGCCUCAUAAUCUUAUAUAAUAAUUUAUUGACUAACUAUAAUAUUAGUAUAUCUAUAUUUAUUCAGAUUAUUUAUUUUAUUUUUAUAAAGAUUUUACACACUUUGAUUAAUUAUAUUUAAAGUAUCUAGUUGAGCUUAAAAGUGCCUAGUGUAUAAAAGAAAGAAGGAUAUAUCACAAUUAAGAUUCUGCGCGCACGUAUUUUACAUUUCGUGUGCACGGAGUUUUGUUAUCAUGAUAUCACUAUCAUAGUGCAAAAGGAGAAAAAUGCAGUCAACUCGAAGACCAUUCCAUACCGUUUGUCGCGCUGUUGUUAUUGCUUCCUUUUGUUGAUAUAUCUUCGCAGAUUAUAAAGACUCUCUAUCAAAGAAACGAGGCUCGUUAAUUUUGCACUUUCGAUUGCAUUUUGCAAUUAUUUCACUCGCAAUAAGAUCCUUCUAGUAUUAUAUUUUAUUUUAUACUAUCCUGUUUAAAAAGUAUCCUUUUACACGAUUUUUUUUUUUUUUUGUACUGACAUCGAUUUUUUUUUUGUUUUUAUUUUAAUAAAACGUGAGGCUGUUAGGAUUAUUGAGGAUUAUUAGCAACAGGCAUAUCAGAGGAAAAUUUGUUGUCAAUAUGGUAUGAUUUGUCGUCAAUAUGAGUUUACAAUCUUAUACAUAGAUCAAUAUUUGGCCGUUUUAUGUAUAUUUUAUUUAUAUAAUUACCAAUAUUUUUUUUAUAAAUUCAUACAAUAUAUAUUUUUUUAUUGUCUAAUAUAUUAUCAUUUACAUAAUUUCAAAUUAAAAAAAAUCAUAUGAUACGUCCUAUGCUAGUAAUCUUCAAAAUUAAUGUCAGAAGAAUUUUUUUGGUACUUACGACUCAAAGUCACGUGGCUACGUUUCGCAAAAGAGCGGUCACAAUAGAUAAAGUUACUGUGCGAUUACCUACGAAAAAAACCGCAUAUAUUAUCAUACGCCCUUAAUUAUACUUAAUUUUCACAUUAGUAGAAACUCGUAAGUUUAUUAUAAAUUUCAUGUAUAUGUGCGUACGAGAUUCAUCGUUGUCAUCGACACAAUUUUAAUGCGUUCGUCAUUAAAUCAUUAUUUGUACGCACACACGCAUCGUAUAAAGUGUAUUUUUAUUUCCAUUUGCGUCUGUGAUAUAUGCAUCCUAGAAUAUCCCUCAGGCGACUAAUUAUUCAUUACCGAAUUUUUCAUCACCGAAUCCAUUUUGCUUCCGUUUCAAUGAAAAAAAAGAGACAGAGAGAAAAAAGAAUGAAAAAAAAAGAGAAAAGAAGAAGAACAGAUGAGAAAACAUGGCAUAUUGUCUCGAAUUUUAAUUCACUAUUUGUAACCUGAUUUUAUUAUUUGUAAUUUAAAAUAACUGAUUGUUAUAUUAAAAUAAUAUUUUUUUGAAUAUAUUUCUACUAUAAAGUACUGAUAUUUUUCAUAUCACGAUAGGUCAAUUUAUAUUUUAAAAAAAUAUUAUUUUUUAUAAAUAUAAAAUCACAAAAUUUGCUGUAUAUAUUUUUAUAAACACAUUUUCUUUUUUAAAUAAUGCAGCAGCGCAGUGAAUUUUAGCGUUGAUUAAUAUGAAUAUGUCUUUCAUGCGCCUUUAAUCGGUCUCUCUGUCUUUUUUAAUUACAAGUUGAACAAUUGUAGAAAAAUGUAUGGAACGCAUAAAUAAAAAACCAUAUACGAUCGUAAAUAUUUUGAUUUAUUGUUAAAUUGAAUGGUCGCGGUCGCUUCAUACAUAUGUAUAUUGUAUAUAAAUAGAUCUGAUAAUAUUCUAUAAUAAUAAUAAUAAACUACGGAUUAUAAUUGUGGAUAUGCAAUAUGGAUAUAGGCUCAGAAUGUCCGCUACGUUGUAUCACAUUAUAUCAUAAACCAAAGACCGUUCAA
Messenger RNA from Formica exsecta, 5574 nucleotides. RefSeq lists its product as uncharacterized. The transcript has 5 exons. The record is from RefSeq and is a predicted model, not a curated record. NCBI's taxonomy places the organism in Eukaryota, Metazoa, Arthropoda, Insecta, Hymenoptera, Formicidae. The coding region runs from base 1579 to 2667 and encodes 362 amino acids.